AUGCCUCGCCAAUUCUUCGUCGGUGGUAACUUCAAGAUGUACGUUCAACAUCCUCCCGCUACCCCGCGGUACCUGAAUGGAUUGCCCUUCCAUAACGGGAGCCCACUGGACCUCAGCACGCAGGACCGUACCAUUGACCAGAACUACAGGAACGGUGUUGCGGAGAGCAUCACCAACAUCGUGAAGAACCUCAACGCUGCGAAGCUUGACCCCAACACCGAGGUCGUCAUCUCUCCCCCCACCCUGUACCUCACGCUCACCCGCAGCCUGGCCGACCCCAAGAUCGGCGUUGCUGCCCAGAACGUCUUCGACAAGCCCAACGGUGCUUUCACCGGUGAGAUCAGUGUCGAGCAGCUGAAGGAUACCAAGAUCGACUGGGUUGUCAUUGGCCACAGCGAGCGCCGUGUCAUCCUGAAGGAGACCGACGAGUUCAUUGCCCGCAAGGUCAAGUCCGCCAUUGAGGGCGGUCUCUCCGUCAUCUUCUGCAUUGGUGAGACCCUGGAGGAGCGUGAGGGCGGCAAGACUAUCGAGGUCGUCACCCGCCAGCUCAACGCCGCUGCCAAGGAGCUGAGCAAGGAGCAGUGGGCUAAGGUUGUCAUUGCCUACGAGCCUGUCUGGGCUAUCGGCACCGGCAAGGUCGCCACCACCGAGCAGGCCCAGGAGGUCCACGCUGCUAUCCGCGAGUGGCUCGGCAAGACCAUCGACGCCCAAGCGCAGGACAACGUCCGUAUCAUCUACGGUGGCUCCGUCAGCGAGAAGAACUGCCGCGAGCUCGCCACCCAGCCCGAUGUUGACGGCUUCCUUGUUGGCGGUGCCAGCUUGAAGCCUGCCUUCGUCGACAUCAUCAACGCCCGCAUCUAA
Molecule: messenger RNA, 861 nt
Organism: Penicillium canariense
Lineage: Eukaryota; Fungi; Ascomycota; Eurotiomycetes; Eurotiales; Aspergillaceae
Product: triose-phosphate isomerase TPI1
Exons: 4
Coding region: 1-861 (286 amino acids)
Biological process (GO): glycolytic process; glycerol catabolic process; glyceraldehyde-3-phosphate biosynthetic process
Cellular component (GO): cytosol
Molecular function (GO): triose-phosphate isomerase activity
Source: RefSeq, a predicted model, not a curated record